Molecule: messenger RNA, 565 nt
Organism: Racocetra fulgida
Lineage: Eukaryota; Fungi; Glomeromycota; Glomeromycetes; Diversisporales; Gigasporaceae
Source: the annotation of a GenBank genome assembly
AUGGUUGUUGUCACAAUAUCGCUACGUAGUGUUAUUGCGGCUCUGCUGUAUAUGGAAGUAUUAGAACCGCUUCCUGAUUUUCAAAAAAUGUCUAUUACUUCUGUUAUUAAGGACAUUAAGGGUCGUCUUGAUGGAAAAGUUGCUAUUAUUACUGGGGCAGGAAGUGGUAUUGGUUUUGAGUCAACCGUUUUGUUUGUGAGAGAAGGAGCCAAUGUAGUUGCUGCAGACAUUAAUCUUCAAUCUGCUGAAGCUGUGGUUGCAAGAAUAAAGGAGAAAUUUCCAUUGAAUGUUCUUAGACGUGCCGUUGCUUAUAAAGUGGAUGUUUCCAAGGAAGAUGAAGUAAAAAAAUUAAUAGAGUUCACUUUGAAAGAAUUUGAUUCCAAAGGCGGAAGCAUAAUUAAUACGGCCAGUUUUGUUGGAUUAAUGGGUGCCGCAACUCCUCAGAUAGCUUGUGAACCAAUCGAACAAGCUCAGGCUGCCUUAUUCUUGGCAUCCGAUGAAUCAUCUUAUAUCACGGGAACUGAGUUAAAGGUUGAUGGAGGUCUUACUGCCGCAUAUGUGGUUG